AUGCGAUUCCAUCGUCAAGGUAUCUCAGCCAUCAUAGGCGUACUACUCAUUGUACUGCUUGGUUUCUGUUGGAAGUUAUCUGGAUCUUACGGCAUAGUAUCAACUGCCCUACCACACAAUCAAUCUGCAAUUAAAAGCACAGACUUACCUUCUAUACGAUGGGAUAAUUACCAUGAGUUCGUCAGAGACAUUGAUUUUGAUAACAGUACGGCUAUCUUUAAUUCCAUUCGGGCUGCUUUAAGACAGUCUCCAUCGGAUAUACAUCCUGUCGGAGUAUCUUAUUUUCCCGCUGUAAUUCCCAAAGGAACUUUAAUGUACCAUGCCGGAUCAAAAGUGCCAACUACCUUCGAAUGGCUAGCUAUGGACCAUGAAUUCAGCUACUCUUUCGGCUUGAGGUCACCAUCCUAUGGGAGAAAAUCUUUGGAAAGAAGGCAUGGGAGGUUCGGCAAUGGCACCAACGGUGAUCAUCCAAAAGGGCCACCACCACCACCACCACCACCAGACGAAAAAGGUCGGGGUUCACAAAAAAUGCUUACUUAUAGAGCAGCACGGGACCUCAACAAAUUUCUCUAUCUUGAUGGGGCUUCUGCUGCGAAAACUGACUCAGGAGAGAUGGACACGCAGCUAAUGUUGUCAAAUGUUAUUAAAGAGAAAUUGAACCUUACAGAUGAUGGUGAAAACGAACGAAUGGCCGAACGACUCUACGCUGCUAGAAUAUGCAAAUGGGGGAAGCCAUUCGGGCUUGACGGAAUUAUCAGGGUAGAGGUUGGCUUUGAGGUCGUUUUGUGUGAUUUUUCGGCUGAUAACGUCGAACUUGUUUCAAUGUUAGAAAUGGUCCAGCCUAACCAGUACCUAGGCUUACCAGCACCUACCGUAAUAUCGAAGGAAGAAGGUUGGCCUCUGGAUGAAAAUGGAAGCCUAGUUGAAGAUCAGCUAACAGAUGACCAAAAGGCGAUUCUGGAAAGAGAAGAUGGUUGGGAGAAGGCUUUUUCUAAUUUCAACGCAGUUAAAAGCUUCAAUCAGUUGAGAGCGGGUGCAGCGCAUGACAACGGGGAGCAUCGAAUCCAUAUCGACUAUAGGUACCUAGUGAGCGGGAUAAACAGGACGUACAUUGCUCCUGAUCCUAACAACAGAAGAUUACUCGAUGAAGGAAUGACAUGGGAAAAGCAAUUGGACAUGGUAGAUGACUUAGAAAAGGCGCUGGAAGUCGGAUUUGAUGCCACGCAAAGUAUGGAUUGGCAGUUAGCAUUUGAUGAGCUUGUCCUUAAAUUUGCUCCAUUACUAAAAUCUGUUAGUAACAUACUGAACAGCGAUGGUGAUAUUAAUGAGUCAAUUGCCAUCAAUGCAACAGCACUCACAUUGAACUUUUGUCUACCAAUAUGUGAGCCCAUACCAGGCCUUAAAAACGGAUGCAGACUUUUUGAUUUGGUCAUCUGCUGUCAGCGUUGUCGGAGAAAUUGUUGA
This is a messenger RNA of Saccharomyces cerevisiae S288C, 1464 nucleotides long. RefSeq lists its product as uncharacterized. The record is from RefSeq and is marked reviewed. Bases 1 to 1464 code for a protein of 487 amino acids. The transcript has a single exon. NCBI's taxonomy places the organism in Eukaryota, Fungi, Ascomycota, Saccharomycetes, Saccharomycetales, Saccharomycetaceae.